Messenger RNA from Spodoptera littoralis (African cotton leafworm), 5217 nucleotides. NCBI's taxonomy places the organism in Eukaryota, Metazoa, Arthropoda, Insecta, Lepidoptera, Noctuidae. The record is from the annotation of a GenBank genome assembly.
AUGGAUAUUGAUCUGGUGAUAGAAAAAUUAUUGGUUAUAGACUAUAUAAAGCUCAAGCCUGAGAUUAUGCACACUUAUACUUUAGGUCAUCCGAAAGUGGCACCACUACAAGGAUUUUCUACAAUCCCCUAUGUCAUUGACUUUGGUGUUGUUAUCACUGGAAGUACGGUACAAUGUAUAGCUGACGUGAUUAAUUAUGGGCCAAUAGCGAUCAAGUUAUAUUUUACCAAAGGCACCGUAUUUCCUCAGUGGCUUACAAUAAAAUUAGUUGGAAGAUUGUUACCCGGUGAAACGGGAAAAUUGGACGUUACAUUUGCCCCCACUUCCACUGAUUUUGUCGAACUGGAAAAUAACGUGGAAACAUCUUUUAAUAUUGAGGUCGCUUAUGGUGUGACAAUUCCAAUUCAAAUGAAGGCUUUAUGUGCUGUGCCUUACUUAGUAUCGAACGUAAAAGCUAUCAACUUCGGAUCUGUUAGAUGUGGAGAUAAAAUAAUAUAUUCAGUUCCAUUAAAAAAUGUAGGUAGGCCAACAUGUAUUUGGUAUGCGACUCUGAAAUUGAAGACGGUUGGACCUCCUCCGAUGAUGGUGCUCAACAAUUCGGGAAACUACAAGCCAGGAGCCGGAGGAUGGCUUAGUGUUGCUUUCAAACCGACGAUGGAGAUGAUGUACGAAGGCCACCUCAUAUUUAGAUUUCACAUGAACCCUCAAAAAAUGACGAUUCCAGUGACGGGUCAAGGAAUUGUUCCACACGUGCAUAUUAUAGGGCCGAAUGUAAAUUUCUCGCCAACCCUGCCGUGGGCUGAAACCACGGACAUAUACUUUGGACUAACGAAUCCAUGUCCGUUCCCAAUAGAACUGAUAAUGGCACAUUCGGAUGAAAAAUGGAAAGAAGAAGAUGAUAUUUAUCAAUUACUUUAUAAAUACUACGGCAAACCAGAAGAGAUGUUGGUUCCAGUGAUAAAGCCAGGAGUGGGGCUACCACAAGAAGUUGUAAAUUUUUAUUAUAAAUUUCAUGAAAGAAUCAAAAGAGCAAAAGAAGAUGAAUUAGCUCUUAGCAAUAAAGUGUUAACAUCCAAGGUUACACCGGCUGCAAAAAAACCAAAGAGUCCUAGAGAGAAGUUAUCUCAGAAACAACAUACCGGGCCGACCAAGGAUAUAGCUAUAUCGCCUAUGAAGAUGAAGAUACGAACCGAAGCUGAAAUAAUAGCAGAUGAAAUAAAAGCGAUGAAAGACAACCAUGUGGACCCUUUAAGACAAUGUUUACAUGUUUUUGACAACGACGAUGAUGUGUCGGGAACGGCUACUGGCCAACCAGAGAAAUUAUCUAAAGGAAUUUUAAUAUUUUUUCACGGAUCUCCUUGUGAAGAAAUGCAAUGUCAAGAAAUGGCUUACACUGUCGGGAAAAAGUUAGCCAUACCAACAAUAAAUGUAGACCACUGCAUAGUCCAUGCACUGUGCGAAACCGAUAUUCCGGCGAAAGAGCUGGUGGUUGCCGCUGUAGAAGAGAAUUAUGAAAUGUUGAAAAGAAAUAUUAGGAGCGACACUGUUACCGAUGCUGAACAAGACGAAUUUGAAGAUGAUAAAGACGAAUUUGAAAUUCUUUUCGACAAAAUUCAGUUUCUAGCCAAUCAAAAAAAUGUACCUACCCCUCGCUCAAAACAGAGUGACAAGAAGAAAAAGAAGACAUCCAUUAAUUCCUCUUCGAUAGCUUCUCAUACUGCAUUGGGAGCUAUGGGAUCGACGACUCUUUUUCAAAUGGAUUUAGUGGAAGAACUUCUUACUGAAUUGUUUCGACAGCCUCGCUAUAAUCGAGGUUUCGUGGUAGAGUCAUUAACGAGUUUCGUUAUGAAGAAUCCUCCUUUAGUGAUGAUGACAUUGAUUAAAUGUAAACGCAACAUUCGGAACUUACACCUAGUUUUAUGCCAAGCAGAUUUCUCUAAAUGGGCGCAAACGUACGAAGAAAGCCAACGUGAAGCUGAAAUCGUGGUGGAUGAGACUCAGGUAAAGGUAUAUGAUGAAACGGAAAUAGAGGACAUUGUAACAUCAUUUGAAGAUAUGGACGCAGAAGAGUAUGAAAACUCAUCUUUGGAAUUGAAAUCCUUGUACAUAUUGUGGGGCUUAGAGGAGAGGAGACGAAAAUAUUUUGAGAAGAAAGGUAUUGAUUACAGACCGCUAGGAGAAACUACUCGUAAGAAAGAUAAAUCAAAAGCUUCUGUGCAUAUAGAUGCGACCGAAAUGAAGAAAAAAGCAAAAAAGGAUGAGCCUAAAAGUAAAACUACGCCACGCCAAACACCUGAAUAUUCGAUGAUGAAUGCGAAAUACAAUGACUACAAUAAACUGACAUACGAGCAACUGAUAAAUAUUGCAAAUAAUUGGAUUAUUGAGGAAUGUGACAUAGGACAACCACUACUCUCCUUCAAUGGUCAGGUAGUUGGAGCAGCUCAGAAGAAAACUAAGAAGAAGUCUGAAGUCCAAUUACAUAAUCAGGUAAAGAAAUGUGAAUGCAAUCAAUUAACAGAUCUAAAUUUGUUGGAUGACACAAAUCAAGACAAUGUUUUAAACAUCCUCUCGAAAUGGCACUGCACUUGCGGCAAGAAGCUGUACUCCUCACAAACUUCCACAAGUGAAAUCCCAUCACUCUCAGUGGACAAGAUUCCCCCUGAGUCUAGCGAGGAAGCUUCAGAGCCACAACCCUUGCCGCUACGGCGUGUAAAAACCAUUGCUGCGCCUGCAUCUCGUUUAAUACUGCAGCCAGGUGAUCUGGUGCGUUGCAAAUACUCCUUCAGUCCUCAAGAGGAAGGCAACUAUAGUGUUAAGCGGUAUGUUGAAGUCAGCGGGUGGCCGAAGUCAAGAGCUGACAUUAAUGUUAAUGGCAUCUGUGAUUUGCCAAGAUUGGAUAGUCGUCCUAAGAAAAUGUUCGCUAAUUUUGUGAGGAGAACACAAGAAGAUCACAUCUACAAAAUAACGUACUUAGAUGAUCUCAAAGUAUUUGAGUUUGGGCCAUUGUUUAUAGGAAAUAAUAGAAUUUAUGAAGAAGACUACAUAAUCAACUUGAAAAAUUCAUCCUUAAUGACUGCAGAUAUUGUUAUCGAGUUUCUAGACGAGACCACAGUAUUUAAUAUUGACAAGACGACCAUGAAAUUAGAACCUGGCGGACGAGGCAAAUUAAAAAUCUCCGCAGCCCCUUCUGAAGUGGGUAUACAUAAAACCGUGCUACUAUUCUGUGUGAACGACAACCCCGAAAUAGUGAUGGUGAACGUCUCUUGCAGCGGAGUGUGGCCUAUUGUUGAAAUACUACCACUGUCUAAGGUUAUAGACUAUGGAAGACUUCUACUCUAUCGUCGAGAAGAUGACAGGUUUAUUGUAAAGAACGACUCAGUUUUACCAAUAAUGUGGAAGAUACGUAAUGCCCAAGAGUUUGUUGAAGAUUUCAUAAUAGCGCAGACGUCAGGUAUCGUGCCGAGAAGUGAUAAUCAAGUUGUUCCCGUCACAUACAUUGCAUGUCGAGUUGGUGUUAUCACUUCGAAAAUUCUUACGAUCGAUAUUUACGACUCACUGGGCCGCGGAGACCCUAUUUUGAUGGACAACCUGUCAUUGUCCGCGGAGUGUUACGAUGUAAUGGUUGAAUGUGCACACGAAAAUCCAAGCGAGAACUAUCUCAACUACGGCAACGUCAAAGUUAACUCUACAGUCGUUAGAGAAAUGUAUUUGCUGAACCGAGGCAAAUACAAUAUUUAUUACAAACUGAAGAAGGUAAAGGAUUUCCCUGAGCCGUCGCUGUUGCGGUCUUUCGAUGUUCUACCUGAGUGCGGCGUAGUCCCGGCUACUCUGAAGCUGGUAGCUAUCGAGUUUGAGUGCACACCCACCACCUCCAUGAACCUGGUCAACGUGCCAGCUUAUAUCUGCUCCCUACUAGACGGCAGCAAGGAACAAGUCGUUGUGGCCAAGUUCCCAGUUUGUGUCAGCAUCGCUUCAUUUUAUAAUACGUUCACAUUGUUCCCGCUGGGCGAGUUGAACUUCCAUAUAAUUCCAGUGGGAACAGGAAUAACGAGAGACGUUAUUUUGAACAAUACAAGCAAAUGCCCCGUCACUUACGAGAUUGUUCUACCGCCUACAUAUCAAAUGGACGCUGUUCUAACAGCGCCGCCGCCGUCGAAAGGAAAGGAUACUCGAAUAAGAAACCCUCCAUUAAAAUGUGGAAAUUUCUUGAUAAUGAACGAAGACAACCUGCUUCCUCCUGGCACCAGUCGUACGAUACAGAUACAAUUCUUCGCGACAGCAGCGCGAAAGUUUGAAGAGACUAUUAGCUUUAUUAUUAGCGACACGUGUCCUGCCGAGGCCAACGGAGUGCCGCUCCGACUGGUCGGCACAGGAGCCAUGCCAACUUUGGAUCUUUGGAAUUUAGAAACUACAUUUAGAGAACAUUUGAUUGUUAAGAAUCUGUCCGAGUAUAAAGUACCAGAGUCAGCACCACAUUGUGUGUUCGUGGAAAACUCUGUGACGUUACAUUUCUUCUGCGUUACGGUCAACUCAAGUCACACGGGUGCAAUAGAUCUGUAUAACAAUGGACUUGUUGCUUGUGCGCUCAACAUGAGGCUCCACCAUCAAUCUAAUUCUAACCCAACCAUAUUCUCUUUGGAUAAGUUCGAGACACAUAUCGAACCAUUACUGCAUAAAAAUCUUGGGAUUAUUUUCUCUCCUAAAUCCUUGCAGGAAUAUAGAGCGGUCUUGGAAAUAAGGCUUAAAUUGUUAGACAACCAAGAACAGUCAUUUAAAAUAUGCCUUAUUGGAGAGGGAGUUAUUCCUAGGAUAGAACUGUUAUCACCUCGGCUGAGAUACCAAAGGACAGCUGUGCUACCGUUUUCAGUGACUUGCUUGGGUUCCAUCAGCAGUAAACCUAUUUCCUUUAGAAAUAUAUCAUCGGUAAAUAGUGUUACUGUUUUGGAAGUAUUACAGUCACUGGAUGAAGUUCGACCCAUUUUUUGGUUGGCUGCAGCGCCGGAGAGCGAACUCAUGGUCACAUCUGGAGUGAAAGAAGAGAUAAAUUUGCGAAUGAAAGUAAUGUUGCGACCAGCACAGAAAACAACAUUAAAUGCUUAUUUCAAUCCGAUAACAAAAGGAAAAACUAGUUGUGAAAUAAGAAUUACCAUUGAAGAAAACCCUUAUGAAUAUUUUAUGGACCAUGUCAACUGUGUCUACUAUGGAAAAGAAAAGUAA